GGCCGCUGGACAGUCCAGUCCUUGGGGCUCUCUUUUUCACAGUCUUUUUCUCCUUCUGCUCGGAACUCUGCACGGACGCUUCCGGGUCAUGCGGCAAAGAUACCAAGAGUCAUGUGAUGCCAAGAUGGCGGCGCCGCGGUAGCUGGCUCCAGGUUGUGGCGUCCUAGGAUCCGCGACGGUUUCUGCCCUUGGGGCCGUGGGGGCGGGAACGCUUAGCUGACCCCUGCGGCGGCCCGUAGCUUUGCUGUAGACAUCGGUUCAGGGCGGGGGCUGUUGCUUUCGCGGUGGGUUUGGAGAAGUGCAAGUGACCUCGCUGGAGGUUCCUUGUGCCGCCGCGCUUGCCCAAGGAAGCGGAGGAAGGAGAGCAGCCAGCCACCCGGGUCUUCUGGGCCUCCGGCCUUGGAGUUCAUGAGACCUCCGGAGGAGCUACACCUCUGAGAGGGCCGCAGGAGUUCGAGUCCUCGGGUGUGUGAGAAGCAGUUUAGGACCUCGGGGGGCGCAAAGGGGGCCGUCAGGACUUCGUUUCCUUCUCUAGAGGGCUGUCUUCCCCGCGUCUGAUAACGCCGUCUUCUUUCCCACUUCUUCUCAAUGUUUUCUCCAUAUAUCUGGAAAUAUGAUCAGCGCCCCUGACGUAGUGGCCUUCACCAAAGAGGACGAGUACGAGGAAGAGCCUAACAAUGAGCCGGCCUUGCCCGAGGAGUAUUCCGUGCCGCUCUUUCCCUUUGCCAGCCAGGGUGCCAACCCAUGGUCCAAACUGUCUGGGGCCAAAUUCUCCAGGGACUUCAUUCUUAUUUCCGAAUUCUCCGAGCAGGUGGGACCCCAACCCUUACUGACCAUCCCCAAUGACACCAAAGUUUUUGGCACUUUUGAUCUCAAUUACUUCUCUCUGCGUAUCAUGUCUGUGGAUUAUCAGGCUUCCUUCGUGGGCCAUCCUCCUGGUUCUGCAUACCCGAAGCUGAACUUCGUGGAGGACUCCAAGGUGGUGCUGGGAGACUCCAAGGAGGGAGCCUUUGCAUACGUGCACCACCUUACUUUGUACGACCUGGAAGCCCGUGGCUUCGUGAGGCCCUUUUGCAUGGCUUAUAUCUCCGCGGACCAGCAUAAAAUCAUGCAGCAGUUCCAGGAGCUUUCGGCUGAAUUUUCCAAAGCUUCUGAGUGCUUGAAGACUGGCAACAGGAAGGCAUUUGCUGGGGAACUUGAAAAAAAGCUGAAAGACCUGGAUUACACCAGGACAGUGCUGCACACAGAAACAGAGAUCCAGAAGAAAGCCAACGACAAAGGCUUUUACUCAUCUCAGGCAAUUGAGAAAGCCAAUGAACUGGCCAGUGUGGAGAAGUCCAUUAUUGAACAUCAAGACCUGCUGAAGCAGAUCCGCUCAUAUCCUCAUCGGAAGUUGAAGGGGUCUGAUUUGUGUUCUCGUGAGGUAGUGCACACCCAGGAUCAGGCUGACCAGGCAUCCACUACCUCUAACCCUGAUGAAUCUGCUAACACAGACCUUUACACCUGCAGACCAGCCUACACGCCAAAACUCAUCAAAGCAAAGUCCACCAAGUGUUUUGACAAGAAGUUGAAGACCUUGGAGGAGCUCUGUGACACUGAGUAUUUCACCCAGACCCUGGCUCAGCUCAGUCACAUCGAGCACAUGUUCAGAGGAGACCUGUGCUACCUCCUGACCAGUCAGAUUGACAGAGCACUUCUAAAACAACAGCACAUUACAAACUUCCUCUUUGAAGACUUUGUGGAGGUUGAUGACAGGAUGGUGGAGAAACGAGAGAGCAUACCCUCUAAGCCCAGUCAAGACAGGCCGCUUUCCAUGUCUCCUGAAGAAUGCCCAAUUCCUAAAGUGUUAAUUAGUGUUGGUUCUUACAAGUCCAGUGUGGAGUCUGUGCUGAUUAAGAUGGAGCAGGAACUUGGGGAUGAGGAGUACAAGGAAGUGGAAGUGACAGAAUUGAGCAGUUGUGACCCCCAGGAAAAUGUGGACUACCUGGAUAUGGAUAUGAAAGGGAGUAUCAGCAGCGGUGAAAGCAUCGAGGUUCUGGGCACGGAGAAAUCCACCUCUGUGCUGUCUAAGUCCGACAGCCAGGCCAGCCUCACAGUACCAUUGAGCCCCCAGGUAGUCCGGAGCAAAGCAGUCAGCCACAGGACCAUCAGCGAGGACAGUAUUGAAGUCCUCAGCACCUGCCCCUCGGAGGCCCUCAUCCCUGAUGACUUUAAGGCCAGCUACCCAAGUGCCAUUAACGAAGAAUCAUAUGCAGAUGAUAAUGAGGGGGUCAUCAACUUCCGGGCAAACAUCAGUCCUCCAGAGCUGGGUGAGGCAGAGGAAGGCAGCUUAGAAAACACCCCAUCACAAAUAGACUCCUCCUGCUGUAUUGGGAAGGAGAGUGAUGGUCAGCUGGUGCCUCUCUCUACUCCAGCCCACGCACUCUCUGAUGAGGAUGGAGUGGUAAGCAUUCCCCCACAGCGCCACAGGCAGAAGGACCAGGGGUUCCAUGUGGACUUUUCAGUGGAAAACACCAGCCCUUCUUCCCGAGACAACAGUUGCGAGGGGUUCCCUGCUUAUGAACUGGACCCAAGCCAUCUGCUGGCUAGCCGGGAUGUCAGCAAGACUAGCCUGGACAACUACUCAGACACCACCAGCCACAUGAGCAGUGUAGCCUCCACCAGCUCGGACAGGAUCCCCUCCUCUGCCCAUCCUGCUGGCCUGUCUUCUGAAAGGCAUAAAAAGAGGGCUGGCCAGAACGCCUUAAGAUUCAUCCGCCAGUACCCCUUUGCCCACCCAGCCAUCUACUCCCUGCUCAGUGGGAGGACACUUGUGGUCCUGGGAGAAGACGAGGCCAUAGUCAGGAAGCUCGUGACGGCGCUGUCCAUCUUUGUCCCUAACUACGGCUGCUACGCCAAGCCCGUGAAGCACUGGGCCUCCCCACCUUUGCACAUUAUGGAUUUUCAGAAGUGGAAGCUUAUUGGCCUACAGAGAGUGGCCUCCCCCGCUGGUGCCGGCACCCUCCACGCCUUGAGCCGCUACAGCCGCUACACUAGCAUCCUGGACCUGGACAACAAGACCCUGCGCUGCCCGCUCUACAGAGGCACCCUGGUGCCCCGCCUGGCCGACCACCGCACCCAGAUCAAGCGGGGCAGCACCUACUACCUGCACGUCCAGAGCAUGUUCACCCAGCUCUGCUCCAAGGCCUUCCUCUAUACCUUCUGCCACCACCUGCACCUGCCCACCCAUGACAAGGAGACUGAGCAGUUGCUGGCCAGCCGCCAGGCAAGCUUCCUGAAGCUGAACCUGGGUCUGGUGAAUGAGGACGUCAGGGUGGUCCAGUACCUGGCCGAGCUGCUGAAGCUGCACUACGUGCAGGAGUCUCCCGGGACCAGGCACCCCAUGCUCAGGUGUGACUACGUCCCCAGCUUUUUGUACAAAAUCUGAGGUUGGUCCCAGCCACUGUGACCAAGACCUGUGACUCAGGGUAUGGGGAGGGGUGGGGUUGGCAUGACCAAACAGUUGCUUGAGCUGGGCUGUUGAGGUUUCUGGUGUCUGGCAGCUGUGGUUCCAGAGUGGCUCCAGGCGGAGGUGGCAGCCUGGCUCCCUGUGAAGGCAUCUGGAAAGACAGUGACAGCUGCUCUCAACUCCCUUGUGAAGGUUGGCCCCUGGAUGGGGGCAGGGGGGUUGUCUUGGCUUCCUGAGGACUGGCAGCCAGGGAGGGCAGAAGAGAAGCUACCAGUCCCUCAGUGGGGUGAGGGAGGGUGCAGGGCGGGUGGGAAGGCCAAAGCCUGCAUGGGAGGAGCACCCUGGCCACAUUGAGCAUCAGCAGACACUUGAGUGGCAAAAUCAGCAAGGGAGGCAGCCGGUUAACCAUGAUGAUUUGGUGGAAGAGAGAGGACAUGACAUCCAUCGCUGCAUUCACACCCCAGCCGCAGCCCUUUAUUGGUCUCCUAAAGCCCAUCGUCCCAGGGGAGGCCCCUGCGCAAGCAGAUGGAGGGGAGAAAGCCCCGCGCCCACCGGGUAGUGGAAAAUGCAUGAUCUUCUGGGCCCAUGGGCCCCAGGGCACAAGAGCGUGAGCAGCACCCUGUCCCGCCCUCACCUCUACACCUGGGAGAGACAUGACUGUGAGUGGGCGUGGGGACUUACACGGUCAGCAAGAAUGAGAGGUCACUAGUCCCAGUGUGAAGUGGGCACAGAUGACCAAAGCCAGUGGUGAGGCCCACCCUAGGGGCUAGAGAGCACAGCAGACAGGGCAGGGCCCCUGUGCCAUGAGGCCAUCACCGCUGUGCAAGAGAGGAACAGCCAGCAGCUCCCCUGGGCCACCACCGGCUCCUGCUGACCAGAAUGCGUGAGCACUUCCCCUCGUGGGAAGGUCUGCAGACCCACUGGACUAUGGCAGAGGCCACACUGCAGCCCUCACCCAGGCAACCUUUGCAACCACUUCACUACCUCUCACAGGGUCUCUUGGGCACAGUGACAGCGCAGUUGUGUCCAGCCAGCUGGUGUGGGCGGUCAGGCCAGCUGGUGAGAACUCAGAUGGCAGGGAUUUCCUGGACAAGCUCUUGCUUGGCACUCACCAGGAUCUACCUUUGGGAGGCUGUGUGCACCUCGGUCCCCAAGUGAGUCUGCCCUUCGAGAAAGGAGUUUGCGAUGAAAGGAGAGGCCCCUGGUUCCCCCAGCACCUGCCCCACUGACGGUGAGCCCCAGACUCCCUCAGGCUCCUUACACAGUUGCUGCCGGUAUAUAGAUGGAGGGUUUCCUACAACCUUAACAAUUUGACUCCUUUAUUUCUAAGCUGUAUUUUCCCCCUAAGUGGGGACAGCUUUGGGUAUUACUGCUGCUUUUUAAUUUGUUCUAUGAAAAUUGUGCUGAAAUGGACCCAAAUCAGCUACCUGUGCAUCUGCUGGGGCCUGCUGCCAAGGCCUGGUCUGCCCACAUGCAGGAAGGUCUGUCUUGGAGGCAGCCAGCUUCUCUCCUUGUCAAGGAGGCGGAAGCCCUUGGUGGAAGCCGAGAGUGACAAAAGAGGGCUUGUGUCACAUCACUCCUAUAGUCCCUUCCUUGCCCCCAUUCUUGGCACAAGGACACAGUCCAUUGGCUCUGGCCAUCAGCUUCCAGUCAGGGUCCCUGCUCCUGUCAGGGUGUGUGAUUUUGCUCCUGAGGCUGUGACCGAGAACCUUUGUGGCAAAUGGCACUGCCUACAUCUCAUCGGUUCUCUUUGUACCUGUUCCUGUGGCACAUGUUCACAGGGGAGUUGCUAGGAACACCUUGGCAGCUUUUAAACGUGAAACGUCCGCUGUCUGCACAAGAGGCAGGAUGUGCAGGAAGCCUGCCUCUCUUCAUGGGCUCCCUCAUGUUACCACCCCCUCCCUGCGUGUUCUAGAUGCUGCUUCUGUUUUCUCACUGGCUAGCUAACUGCUGUCUACUUACGCCUCCAAGGACAUGACCACGGGACAUUUUAUCUCGAAGGGAAGGAAGGCCAGAAAGAGAUCAUUGGUGCCAGUGCUGUUGAGUUCCCACGUAUCUCACUGACUCAGACUCACAGCUAACACUGUUCUCACCUCGGAAAUUUGCGUAAAGCAGAAGCGGGUUUAUGGCCUUCUAGAAGCUAAAGCUGUGCACUCAGUGGUCCUAAGGAGAAGUCCACUUGGGAGUAUUUGCUUGGCAUUUGGCCUCAAGGAUGGUCCUGAGCACCAAGGCAAGAGAGCAGUGGGGAGUGAACAGAACAGACUUCUGUGGGGCAGCCACAGAAAUGGCAAACCUGGCAGGUGUCCCUUGAGAUGGGUCCUCAUUAAGUAAAGAUGGUUUCACCGACUAGUGUUUGAUCUCCAGGAUUUAGACUUUGGUUGAAAGCUAACUUUUCAUUGUGGCACUUUAAAAGGAUUGCUUGAUGCAAAGUAUGUUUCCUUUCAAAGAUCUUAAAGUACGAGGACCGAGUCAUAACUUGGGCAGAGGCAGUUAACCGUGAAGCUCCCCACCCCCCAGCCCCCGUCCACUCUGGGGAACUCAAACCUACUAGAAUUCUCACAUCUAUAAACCUGAGUGUUGGGGGAACAUAUGCCAUGGGACAAGUCUCUUCAAGAAUUUUCACUUGAGGUACUCUUCUAGUAAAUGGUUAAUAUGUUUUAAUGAAAACCUUUAAAAACUACACUUCCCAGAAAAUAGAUGACAUCAGUACCCCUUCUUGCUGCUUCAGUCCUGCUGCAUUGAGGGCCCAAGUACUGAAACUGGUUGUCUGAGGUUUGUGUCGACUUUCCCAACAGCCCACCACCCCACCCCUUUCUGAAGCUGUCUAGGUGAAGAACCACCUGGGCAGGUGUGCAUGGGUGAUUUUCAGGUGCUCCACUUUAGAGAUCAGGCUGCAGCCCUUUGUAGCGUGGGGCACACCAGCCUGAGCUGCUGCCUCACACCUGUUUCCCUAGGAACUUCACUCCUUUGGUGGAACCUUUGGAUUUUAGAAAUUGUGACUUUUCCAUGAUUUAUUCCAACAACUGAAGUUACACACAUUGCUCCAGAAUUUGGAACUAGACCUCAGUAGCUUACCUGUCAUACCCUAUCUAGCCUUUAAAUUCGUUGCUUCAGAUCAGUUGCUGUAUUCAAAGUAUAGUAGAUUUCAACUCUAUACAAGUAAGUCCCAUUUCAAAACCCUAGGAAGGCCAGUUGAUGCCACCCCAAGUGCCAGGGCUGCGGUUGAGCCACGUGGUUCUGGAGGCUGAGCAGCUGUCUGCUCACUGACCAUCUUGCAUGCAUCCUGCCUGCCCACGCCGCAGUGCUGAACACACGCCCCAGGCCCAGCAUCGCAUGUGGGGUCAGCAUCUCCUGCUGCUCUGUCACAUCUGCGCCUACAUAGCUGGUAGCACUGUGUGUGUGGGGUGGGGGAGAGUGACCAGUAGGUGUGCAAGGCCUUUGGAGGAACUGAGCCCUCAGGGCAGGCAGUCAGAUUUUUCCCGGCCUCCUUUACCUCCCACCUCCCUGAAAAGCUCAGAAGAAAGUGCCUUGGUUUGUACUUUGAAGCAAACCAGCCAGCUUCCUGGCUUUGCCCCAAUACUGUGAUAGAAAGUGAUAACGCAAUCUUUAAAAGAGAUGAUAAAAGGAAAAAGCUUCAAAUUUCUUUUGGCUGGAAAGCAAAACCAAUCUCAGCUGAUAAGGUUGAGCAAACUGAGUUUUCCUGAGCCCAUCUGUUCUCCAGCACCGCCUGAUCUGCCCUUACUGGCUACGGUUUGGGUACAGCUGUGGGAAGGAAGGAGGCGGCAGGUGGAUGGGUGUAGGGAGGGGACAAGACCGCAGCAGAUUGACCUGCAGUGUUGGCCCCACUUCCUGGCAGUGUCUGCUCAGCCCCAAAGUGGAGGCUGCACACAGUGGGUCUUGGAGAUAUCAGUUUGCCUUCCGCUGGGGAGGAGUGAAGCCUCAGAAUUUAAGACUGCUUUGGCAGCCUAUCAACUCCCAGUUUGAAGGCAGAGAUGCAGGGACUGGUUGGUCACCUAGACCCCGCAGAUUCUGCAGCACCUGUCUCCACUAUGGGGUAAAUGCCAGCAGGCUGGACCCCAAGUUGCAGGGGCUGCUACUUGAAAGGUGAGACCACAGGGUGCCCCACCCAGGCUGUCCAACACUGGAUGGUUGGAGUCACAGAUUGGAUUGAGAUAAAUGCCACCCUCAAGGUUGCAGUGAAAAGCAUAGUCUGUGGUGAAUUCGUAUUUGUUAUUUUUAAAAGAGCUAUUUUAUUACUGCAUGUUCCUGUUCCUGUCUGUGGAUGUGAGUCCAAGCCACCAUGUGAGCUGUAGUCGCAGUGGCUGGUGCAGGAGUGUGACUGACACAUAUGUGAUAGUAUCUCGUAGGUGUUGCUGCACAAGUUUAUCCAGAGUCAAUGCCAAACAGAUAAUAGUAUGAGAUGUGUACUUUUUAAGAAAUUAAUUUAUUUGAGUUCAGAUAUUUUUGGAAUAUAAAAAUUGGUUGUAUUUUUUAAAGCUAUAAUUCUUGUAGACAUUCUGUGGUUAAGAAUUUAAUUGUGCUUAUUAAAAAUGGUCACCUAUGUUUUGCACUUCAGCUAUGUGAAAAAUAAAGUUUCUUUGGGAAGGU
Lemur catta (Ring-tailed lemur) is the source of this 8056-nucleotide messenger RNA. It is a transcript of the gene SMCR8, whose product is annotated as SMCR8-C9orf72 complex subunit. Gene Ontology annotation, cellular component: guanyl-nucleotide exchange factor complex. Gene Ontology annotation, molecular function: GTPase activator activity. The record is from RefSeq and is a predicted model, not a curated record. Lineage: Eukaryota; Metazoa; Chordata; Mammalia; Primates; Lemuridae. Bases 614 to 3427 code for a protein of 937 amino acids. The transcript is spliced from 2 exons.